AUGAGAGGCACUGUUAUCGCUCGUGACAUUCAGCUCCCGGACGUGGCGUCGGGACGACGACGACUUCGCCCUCGCGAGGUCACGUGCGGGAACGGGAUCCGCCGAGGCAUCAUCGUCAGCCUGUUCAACAGAAGCAAGGCGAACAAGGAACCUGACUGGACAGCCAUGGAGGGAGAGAAGAGGACAGUGUCAGACGAAAUCGGACGUCGACAGUUCGCGAACCGCCGAGCGAAUAACGGAAAGGAUCGGAAAGAUUUGUAUACGGAAAAUUGGGACGGGAGUGAGUACAAGGGCGGUUCGUUCAAUAUUUUGAGUUUGGUGGCGGCGCUCUUUGUGCUCGUACCUGUGGCCCUGCUUAUUUUUGCGUACACGUCCUACGGUACGCUUUGGGGCUAG
Molecule: messenger RNA, 396 nt
Organism: Ostreococcus tauri
Lineage: Eukaryota; Viridiplantae; Chlorophyta; Mamiellophyceae; Mamiellales; Bathycoccaceae
Product: unnamed product
Exons: 3
Coding region: 1-396 (131 amino acids)
Source: RefSeq, a predicted model, not a curated record